CCCUUCGUUCUCAUUUGUUUCCUCAGUAGCACAGCGGGACGAGCGAGCUCUCCCCGGGGGGCUGCUGGGCUGCUCCCAUCCCGACCAGCAACCGCCCGCCCAGCGCAAGGAGAAGCCCGGGCUCAAGCACUCGCUCCUCCGGCCGGGCACCGUGAGCCGCGGCUCCACAGAGCGACCACAACUCCCAUCCCUUCCUCUGGACAAAUUACAUCUCCUGACCGAAUUCCUGCGACCUCUAGGUCUUCUGGGCAAACGCUGUUCCCUCCCAGCACUUCCCACUGCUCCCUUGAUUAAACUCUUUCUCCACGUAGGUGAAUGUGAUCCAUCAACGUCCCACUUAACAUGGUCUCGGUGAACUGAGCUGAGGGCUUUCUCAUCGUUACCUCUGGGAGAGUCUCCCGGCAUCCCUCAUCCUCGGGCGUUCAGCUUUUGAAGUGUCCUGGAGUGUUGCAGCCCCAACCUGCGCAGGAUGGACCCUGUUGUUCUCAGUUACAUGGACAGUUUGCUGAGGCAAUCGGAUGUUGCUUUGCUGGAGCCCCCAAACUGGCUUAAUGAUCACAUCAUCGGCUUUGCCUUCGAGUACUUCGCCAACCACCAGUUCCAAGAAUUUAGCGAUCAGGUUUGUUUUAUCAGCCCCGAAGUGGCUCAGUUCAUUAAAUGUGCCCUUAGUCAGGAAGAAAUAGCCAUAUUCCUUCAACCCCUGGACCUUCUCCACAAGAAGCUGGUGUUCUUGCCGAUCAAUGACAACUCCAACCAGGUCGCUGGAGGUACCCACUGGAGCUUACUCGUUUAUUUCAGGGACAAAAAGUGCUUCGCCCAUUACGAUUCCCACAGUAAAUGCAACUCUGUCCACGCCAAGCAAGUGGUGGGGAAGCUGGAGGCCUUCUUGGGCAAAAGAGGGGGCAAAGCAACCUUCGUGGAGGAGAAGGCACCUGCCCAGCAGAACAGCUAUGACUGUGGGAUGUAUGUCAUCUGCAACACAGAGGCUCUGUGUCAGGGAUACUUCAGGGGCCGACCAGAGCCUUUGCUGCAGCUCCUCACGCCCUCCUACAUCACGCAGAAGAGAUUGGAGUGGAAAGCUCUCAUCACGAAACUGGCACAGAAGUGAUAGAGAUGCAGCUCCAGCC
This is a messenger RNA of Egretta garzetta (little egret), 1127 nucleotides long. RefSeq names its product SUMO peptidase family member, NEDD8 specific (gene SENP8). Bases 470 to 1108 code for a protein of 212 amino acids. The transcript is spliced from 2 exons. Gene Ontology annotation, molecular function: cysteine-type peptidase activity; deNEDDylase activity. Gene Ontology annotation, biological process: proteolysis. Lineage: Eukaryota; Metazoa; Chordata; Aves; Pelecaniformes; Ardeidae. The record is from RefSeq and is a predicted model, not a curated record.